GAAGAAAAGGAGGGAGUGCGCAAGAGGGAGGGUGCCGGGCGAAUUCGGUAGCUGAGCAGAGCUCUCAAUCUGUUUUCGUUUUACUCAAGACGAGAAACAAACCAACAGCCGUGAAGGGUGCACUGCCGGUGAUCGACGGAUAACCAAAAAACACUUACACAGGUGUCUGCUGGAAUUAAUCUGGGGACAUUUUCGUUCUUUCACUAAAAGAAAAUACGUGGAAAAGAUAGUACAUCUGAUCAUCUAUCGUCAGCAUUUUCAACACUGGAAAAAUUGUUGACGAAAUGGGGCGAAAAAUAUUUAUUUGCUGAGACGAACCAUCUGUUUUGGAGAUCUGGAUUAUCUUCAGUUGGCUUUAAUAUUUUCACGCUUUAAAACCUCACACGGAGUCUAUAAUGGACUUGGGAAAAGUGCUCGCGUGUGUGCUGUUCAGUCUUUUCCUGCAGGCAGGAAGUUCUCAAAGCCCGGGGACGGAUUCAGUUUUUAACUGCUGUGAGGGCGAUAUCUUGUUCCUGUUGGAUUCCUCCGGCAGUGUGUCGUCGUUCGAGUUCUCCCACAUGCUGAGCUUCCUGUCGGAGCUUGUGCUGCCCUUCUCUCUGGGUCCUGAACAGGUGGGGGUAUCCCUGCUGCAGGUUGGGACUGAGCCUCAUCUGGAGUUUGGCUUUGGGACCUACAGCACCCAGCAGGGCCUACAAGAGGCCCUGAGCAGGACUAAGCAGCUUGGAGGAGACACCAACACAGAGGCUGCUCUGAUCUUUGCCAAAGAAUGGGUGUUAAAACAAGGUGUGACUGGGGGAGCCCGACCAGGACUACCAAGAGUGCUGGUGUGGCUUACUGAUGGGGUGGAGCCGGGUGACGUGCAGGGACCAAUGGCUGAACUGCGAGACAAGGGCGUGGCGGUGCUGGUGGUGUCCACUGGCCGGGGGAACUACCAGGUGCUGAGCGAUGUAGUGAGCCCACCUGCUGAGGAUCACCUCUACUUUGUGGAUAUUGAAGACAUGAGCAUCAUCACUGAGGACCUAAGAAAUGCCAUCAUUCGCAUCAUUCUUGCUGAGAGGCUGCAGGUUAGAGAUAUCUCCUCUACUAGCGCAGUAUUGCACUGGAGGCCUGUGCUUUCAGGCACUGGCUACUAUGACAUCCGGUUUGGGCCCAUUUACUCCAGUCAAGCGGGGCCUGGGGGAGGCCCAGGCACCAAGCCUGGCACUGGUCCUGGCCACUAUCAACGAAUCACCCGUCCUGCGUUCUCCAUCUCCGCCCAGUUGACUCACCUGCGGCCAGACACCACGUACAACAUCACUUUGAUUCCAGUGUCAAACCUGGAGUUCUAUAACAAGCUUAGCACUCUCUUCACCACCCAUGCAGAAUCAGAGGCUAUGCAGAGCCCGGCACAGGUGACGGUGUCGGAGUCAACAGUGAACAGCGUGAGGGUGAGCUGGGGUCCCCUGCAGCCGGAUUUAGUACACAGCUACCAGGUGGAGUAUUCAGCACUGCCUACGGGGAAGCUCCAUGUGGUCACCGUCAGUAACAGGCAGAAUUCAACGGUGCUUGCCAACCUGCUGCCCGACACACAGUACCUGGUUACUGUGAGCGCCCGCUACUCCUCUGGCAAAGAGAAAGCAAUGUCUGUCAAAGUGUGCACUCAAGAAAUAUUUCCAGCUCUAGCAGAUCUGAGGCUUACUACCACGGGCAGUGACUCAGUGCAGCUUAGGUGGAGAGGUAGUGCUGAUGGCCUGCGUGGUUACUGGGUUACGUGGGAGCAUGAGUUUGUCCACUCCGCUGCCCAGCGUUCCACCCUGUAUCUGCCACCCCACCUCCUCUCCACAACGCUCACCAAUGUGCCCCCCAACGCCCGGGUCUGUGUCUCCCCCGUUUACAAGUCAGCUCGGGGAGAAGGCCUUUGCUGUACUGCUCACUUCAGCUCAGAUUUUUGGACUACUACUAGCUACUGGAGUAUCCUGUUUUCAAAUCUUCUUCUUACACAGCCGCAGUGCCCUGGAGCCAGAGGUUGUAGCUCUGCCAGAAAGAUGUGGAGCUGAAAACCUUACCACAGAUGGAAAAAGGGAAGAGAAAGACUGCUAAGAGCAAUAGAGGCCUGCUGGAACGUGCUCAAUGGCAAUACACAAUCUGCACUGAAUACAUAAGUUACUCACGCUCCCAAACUACUUGUAAAACACAACAGGCACAAAUCAGACUGAAAAACCAUCUAGAGACUUUAUCUGUUUAAGAGAUUUAAACUAUUCAAAAUUGAGUACACGUUGAGAAAUGAGAUCAAAAGAGGUUAGUGCACUAUUGUGUAAAUAUCAUUUCAAUAGUGAAAUCUGCGAUGAGAAAGGUGAUGCACUGUUGUCCCACGUUUUAUGUUUAACAAGGGAACAAUUAAAUAUUUCAACCUAGCGAAGGUCUUAUGCAUUAACCACUGCUUAAGGGUAAAAAGAAUGUCCCAGUAUGUUGCUAGAGUGCACAGUUAAGCACAGUUAAGCACAGUUACCUUACCAUAAUUAUCUCAAGUUCUCAGUUCCUUGCCUGAGGAUGUGACGGAUAGUAGGGUACUUCCCAACCUCAAACUAAGUUUCCAGAAGUCACAGCCCACUGCUUCCUUAUAUCUACUUAUUGGUGGAACCUGGGUUCACCUUGUAAAUCUCGCUUGGCAUGCUAUGAUUUCAGGAUGAUUACAUGGUCAUGCUUUUUACUCCCUUCACAUGUACUGUAUCGCUUGCUUUAAAUGUUUUGUAAGACAGCUUCUAUCUUACAAAACAUUUAAAGCCCCCAAUCGUGCAUCUUAAACUUCUACUUCAGUAUAAAAUUGAAUUUGUAUUUACAAAUAAACAUUUGUCUAUGCAUU
This is a messenger RNA of Electrophorus electricus (electric eel), 2842 nucleotides long. RefSeq names its product von Willebrand factor A domain containing 1 (gene vwa1). Gene Ontology annotation, molecular function: protein binding. NCBI's taxonomy places the organism in Eukaryota, Metazoa, Chordata, Actinopteri, Gymnotiformes, Gymnotidae. The record is from RefSeq and is a predicted model, not a curated record.